Molecule: messenger RNA, 1707 nt
Organism: Salmo salar (Atlantic salmon)
Lineage: Eukaryota; Metazoa; Chordata; Actinopteri; Salmoniformes; Salmonidae
Gene: dpp7
Product: dipeptidyl-peptidase 7
Biological process (GO): proteolysis
Cellular component (GO): vesicle
Molecular function (GO): serine-type exopeptidase activity; dipeptidyl-peptidase activity
Source: RefSeq, a predicted model, not a curated record
CUAUGCACACGGCCAAAACGUUGCCUGGGUUCAGAGGUCAAUAAACAAAAUCAGCUGUUAGGAAGCUAUGUCAUGUGAUUUAGACUAUUAACAUUUCGAAACAGUUAUUUACAGAGGCUUUCACCCACAGCCUUUUCAAUAUGACAAAUUGGGGUUUUAUUUGCGUUGUUGUCUUUCUCUCCUUCUACUCUGAGACGCAGGGGCUUACACACAGCCGUUUUCAGGUCAAGAAUCAUGGGUACAGCACUGACCCAAAACCCCAGUUUAAAGAGAAAUACUUUCCCCAAAUAAUCGACCACUUCAACUUCAACUUUAUGGGCAAUGGAACCUAUGAGCAACGGUACCUAAUCACAGAUGAGUACUGGAAGAGAGGCUCUGGACCAAUCUUCUUCUACACAGGAAACGAGGGAGACAUCUGGGAGUUUGCCCUGAACUCAGGAUUCAUCACAGAGCUGGCAGCACAGCAAAGAGCCCUGGUCAUAUUUGCUGAGCAUAGAUACUAUGGCAAAUCACUCCCAUUUGGCCAGGACUCGUUCAACAUCCCAGAGGUUGGGUUACUGACGGUAGAACAGGCCCUAGCAGACUAUGCUAUCAUGAUCACAGAACUGAAACAGCAGCUAGGAGCCUCCGCAUGUCCAGUCAUUGUCUUUGGUGGAAGUUAUGGAGGAAUGUUGUCAGUCUACAUGAGACUGAGGUACCCAAACAUUGUAGCAGGGGCGCUGGCUGCCAGCGCUCCCAUCCUGUCCACUGCAGGGAUGGGGGAAUCAAAACAGUUUUUCCAGGAUGUCACAUCCGAUUUUGAGAACUAUGCCCCAGAGUGUAGGGAUGCUGUAAGAGGGGCGUUCCAGAGGCUGCAAGACCUGGCUCAAAUGGAAGACUAUGGCCGUAUCCAGUCAGCGUUCUCCCUGUGCAAGACUCCAUCCUCGUAUAAGGACAUCCACCAGCUGAAUGGGCUCUUACGUAAUGCCUUCACCCUCAUGGCCAUGCUGGACUACCCCUACAGCACCCACUUCAUGGGUAGCAUGCCUGCCAACCCAGUCAAGGUGGCCUGUGACACCAUGUUGGGUGGAGCUGAUUUGCUGCAUGCCCUAAAAGACACUGCAGGAAUAGUGUACAACUCCACAGGAGAUCUGACCUGCUUUGACCUCUACACCCUGUAUGUGGAAUGUGCUGACCCAACUGGAUGUGGACUGGGCUUCAAUAGCCUGGCCUGGGACUACCAGGCCUGCACAGAGAUUGAGAUGUGCUAUGAGAGCAACAAUGUGAGUGACAUGUUCCCUCCUAUGCCCUUCACUGAGAAACACAGGGAACAAUACUGCUCCAAGCGCUGGGGGGUGAUCCCCCGACCUGGCUGGCUCAAAACCCAGUUUUGGGGUGAUGCCCUCUCCACGGCCAGCAACAUAAUUUUCUCCAAUGGAGAUCUGGACCCAUGGGCAAAUGGAGGGGUGAGAAAGUCCUUGAGCUCAUCACUGAUUGCAAUCAACAUCUCAGAGGGGGCUCACCAUUUGGACCUGAGAGAGGCCAAUGAUGCUGAUCCGGCAUCAGUUAUAAAGGCCCGUAAGAUGGAGUCAGACACCAUCGCCCAGUGGGUGAAAAUGGAGAAGGAGAGAUGAAAUGCCUUCAACAUGGAUUUUAAUCAUCGACAGUGACAGUUGUAAAAGGUUGUUCAAUAAAGUAUUUUAAUCUUGACAUUUAUACAAAUUUAAA